Trichoderma asperellum CBS 433.97 is the source of this 1605-nucleotide messenger RNA. RefSeq lists its product as uncharacterized. The record is from RefSeq and is a predicted model, not a curated record. NCBI's taxonomy places the organism in Eukaryota, Fungi, Ascomycota, Sordariomycetes, Hypocreales, Hypocreaceae. Gene Ontology annotation, molecular function: flavin adenine dinucleotide binding; NADP binding; N,N-dimethylaniline monooxygenase activity.
AUGUCAUUUGUUGAUGCAAUUGUUAUUGGGGCUGGUUUUGGUGGACUUUAUAACCUCUUAAAGCUCAAGGAGCUUGGGCUUUCAGUCAGAGGCUUUGAUAAGGCUCCCGAAAUUGGCGGUACAUGGUACUGGAGCCAAUACCCCGGCGCGACGAGCGAUUCUGCCAGCGAGAUUUAUAGAUUCCGCUUCAAUAAGGAUCUAUUACAGACAGACGAAUGGCCGAACCACUAUGUGUCACAACAAGGGAGCCUGCAAUACUUGAAAAACAUAGCGAAGCUGUAUGACCUGGAGAAGGAUAUUCAACUUAAUACUAAACUGAUAUCGGCUUCUUUCGACUCAGCAUCGUCUAUAUGGACCGCCACAUUUGACAAUGGUGAGGUUUGGAAAUCUACAUACUUGAUUUUGGCUGUAGGGUGUUUCCACACGCCUAAUUAUCCUAAGAUUACUGGCCUUGAUAAAUUCAAGGGUCCAGUGUACCACACAGCUGUAUGGACUGAGCAAUAUGAUCUUAAGAAUAAAAGAGUUGGUAUUAUUGGUAAUGGGUCUUCUGGCGCGCAAAUUUUGGUAAACAUCGCAGAUGAUGUAAAGCAGGUAAUUUCUUUCCAGCGCUCAGCACAGUACGUUGCUCCCCACCCAAACAAGCCUGUAUCGGCCGAGUAUAGAGCAAACGUCAACAAAAAUUAUGAUGAAAUCUGGAAAAUGGUUGAUAAUCAUCCUACUGCAAUGCCCUUGGAGCAUCAGGCGACUCCAGCCAUGAGCGUUAGCCCAGAAGAACGGGAACGUAUCUGGGAAGACAUCUGGAAUAAGAAGAGUGGCUUCAGCUAUAUGUAUGGAGUCUUUGGCGAUAUUCACUCUAGUGAAGAGGCAAACAAAGAACUUUGCAAGUUCUUCAACAAGAAAAUUGCUCAGAUUGUGGAGGACCCGGAGAAAGUUAAAAAGCUGACGCCAAAUGAACUCUAUGGCAAACGACCGGUUACACUCUCUAAUUACUAUGAGACAUUCAACAAGAAGAAUGUUGAUAUCGUUAACUACCAACAUACCCCUUUUGUAGAAGUUACUGAAAACGGUAUCCGAACCACCGAGAAGCUGCAUGAGCUAGAUGUCAUUAUCUUGGCGACCGGUUUUGAGGUCGUGGAUGGCAGCUACGCAACCAUCGACAUUAGUGGCCGUAAUGAAACCUUGAGCCAGCAGUGGGCUCGAGACGGUGUGUCUUCUUACUUAUCGAUCGGCGAUACGGGAUUCCCCAACAUGUUUUUUAUCGCAGGCCCGCAAUCGCCGCUCGGCAAUAUGCCACCGAUGAUCGAGACACAAGGUACUUUUAUCAGUGGGAUGAUAGCCAAGGCCGAGAAGUUGAAGAAAGAAAAUGGAGGCAAGCCGGUUCUCAUUGAAGCUGAUACAGAAGCUAAGAAGGGGUGGAUGGAUCUUUGCCGCCAGAUUGCAAACGGUAGCUUGUUCAGAAAUGUCAAAUCUUACAUCUUCGGCAAUAAUGGCCCAAGAGGAGAAGACAAUCCUGGAAUUUUCUGGCUUGCGGGUUACACCAACUACCGAAAAGCUGUGCUAGAGGCGGCAGAAAAGGACUAUGCUGGGUUCAAAUUCUCAUCUUGA